Messenger RNA from Pimephales promelas (fathead minnow), 531 nucleotides. NCBI's taxonomy places the organism in Eukaryota, Metazoa, Chordata, Actinopteri, Cypriniformes, Leuciscidae. The record is from RefSeq and is a predicted model, not a curated record.
UCGAGGGACUCCGCUCAGAAUUCGCUCCUCGAGGCCCAGAUUCACACACACACACACUCCGGACUGAGCUCUGCCGUAGCCAUGCCAACCACCGUACUGGGAUUGCUGGGAGUUUUGCUCUGCGCCCUUGCUGUUAGUUCUGAGGUCACACCACAGACAGAUUUCAACAUCGAGAGGGUGGCUGGGAAAUGGUACCUGAUCGGUUUUGCCACCAAUGCGGAGUGGUUUGUCACCCGUAAGGCGCACAUGAAGAUGGGCAUCGCCAUGCUGACACCGACCAAUGAAGGAGAUCUGGAGAUGGCUUAUUCCAGUCUCAAAUCUGAUGGCACAUGCUGGAAGAUGAACCAUCUCGCUCAGAAGUCUGAUGUUCCUGGAAUAUUCAGCUUCCGCAGCGACCGUUGGGAGACUGAAAAUCAAAUGACCAUUGUUGAUGUGAAUUAUGAUGAGUUUGCUUUGAUCCACACUGUGAAGACCAAGGCUGGAUCCUCCACAGUGCUCAACAAGCUCUACGGUAACACACAUUCACAUUAA